GGACUUCAUUACUGACAGGGAAGCUGACUUUUUGUGUAAUUCAGGCCUGGCAUCACUGACCUUCUGUUCUAUCAGUACUCUACCAAAGGGGGCACUUUUGCGUAUGUUGUUGUGUCAGAAGAGUACAACGCAAUAUAUCUUCAUUAAUUACAUGCCUGAGCAUUGUACGUAUUUUAAUUGACAUAAAAACAGAAAACAUCAAACAGACAAACUGGUGAAAUGUACUUCCGUGGCAAAAGGAGAGUCGAAAACUGAUCGUAUGGCAUGUUAUAAAUAUAUUUCCAAUGUAAUAUAAUGUUAACAUAGAUAAUACCAAAGUUUUAAAUAAAUUUAAAACAGACGAAAACAAAACAUGCCGAAAGUGAGAACGGGGAAUGCCUGCGAAGAAUUAUCUUUGGACAGAAGGUGGCGCUAUCCAAAUUCCAGCUGGUUUGCACGGUGUAAUGCACAAAAAGAAGAAGAAGGCGACGCUGCUGACAAGCGCCGUGGAUGUUGAUUCAUUAGUCUUCCUGUUGGGUAGUGUAAUAUUUUUGGAGAUGUUUUAUUGAAAUCACAAAAGGCAAUGGGUUUUAUUUAAAUCUGGACAUUGACUAGAAAAUCUUAAUAAGGAAAUGUUACUUUGUAGCGUUGCACUUCUAUUUAAUACAUUAGCUUUGUCAAACAAAGUGCGACUCGUUUUUAAAAACCAAUGAAGGUUAAAUAAUACCGAGAUAUAACUGUUUACAAACUAAAAAUGCCUUUACCUUUGUAGUAUUUAAGGACUCGAGAGAAAUGCCUUAACGACUGUAGUUGAUAAGACGGUGACUUCAGCUCGACUCGGCAGAUUUCCAUUCUUAAAUUCGCGUUUCUGGCCUUGUAAUUUUGUAUGUAUUUUUAACGUCAUAUUUCUGUGCCCGAAGAAUAUUGCAAGCGAUGAAAAUGGAAUUUGAUUCGCCUGAAGUUGCGAAGGCGAAGGAGUUCUGGAGACGCGUAAAUGUAGAUCACGUGUUCAGUGAGCUGACAGGGUAUUUAAACAAAGUGAGGGACAUGAUUAAAAGCGACGCCGCCACGGACAGAGAGUACGUCUGGAGCAUGACUAUGGUGGUAGAAUCUGAAAUCUUACCAUUGGAUAAUGACAUUGAAGAAGUAAUUAUCAAAUCAGCUCCCACCCAAAUUGUCUGCAGUCUGCCGACUGUGAAUGAAGGAGCGGAGAGCAAGUGUGAGGCCGGCAACCUGAAGCUGGAGUGGAGCUCAAGGAAGAAGGGGGAGGAGUUUGGUUCAGACACUCAUCUUGUGCCGGCCUUCCCUCCAUUUAGCGAGGACCCAACUGGCUUUGUCAUCGCACCCCUGGCUGUCCAGCCCCCUUUCCACCCCCAUGACUGUACCCGGGCCUGCCUACCCAACCUCCCCCCCUCCAUUGACCUUUUUCUGGGGGAGAACCCCCUCAAGGUGCCCAUCUUGUGCCAGUUCCAGCGACUGAACGCCAUGCCGGAUGAGUCGGAGGAGGCCGAGCCAGAUGUGGUGUACAAGGCCCCGUGCGGGAGAGCCAUGCGGGGCCCCGACGAUGUCCUGCACUUUCUGCGCGAGACGCACAGUGAUGGCAUCCUGCGUUUGGAUAACUUCAGCUUCAAUAGCUCUGUCGUGCUGGCAAGGAGCUGCGACCUCGCGGUGGGUGGGCUCCUGGAGGCGGACCUGAGCAAGGGGGUGGAGCUGACGCCAGUCCAGCUGUACAAUGAGGUGGACGGUGAGCGUCCAUCAGACUUCCGUUAUAGGAAGGACCGGUGGCCGCAUGGCUGUUUUGUAGGCCCCACCCCGACCUACUCCGCCUGCUGUGACUGCCAGGACGGCUGUGUGGACGUGGCUCGCUGCGACUGCCUGCAACUCACCCUCCGAUCUGCUGAGGCAGCGGCUCUGGGGCACGCAGACACGCUGGUCCCUUACACUCACAGACGGCUGCUGCACCCGGUGCCCUCAGGGAUCUACGAGUGUGGUCCGUGGUGCGGCUGCAAUUGGGACCGCUGCCAGAACCACCUAGUCCAGGACGGCUUGCGUGUCCGUCUGCAGGUGUUCCGCACCCAAGACUGCGGCUGGGGCGUGCGCUGCCGUGACGACCUGGACUCGGGCACCUUUGUCUGUACAUACACCGGGAUACUCCUCUGGGCCGGGCCCACAGCCAGCUCCUUUCUCUCUAAGCGGAAAAGGGAGGAGCUGCCCUCAGACGACGAGGUGGAGGUAAUAGAGGAAUGGAAGAUGCCUCCUGAAGAAUUAGGGACACAGCUGGAUGCGUCCUGCCCGCCCCCCCCCACCUCACAUGUGCCCAUCAUCCAGGGGCCUGCGAGCCUGUCACCUCUAGUUCUGGACAAGGAGUCAAGAAAGGUGACGGAUAACGGUACAAGAACCAUCCCCAGGAAGGGAGAGCUAAAGGAGACAGGGGUCUCCCCCACACCCUGUGCUGUGCACGGAGAUGUAGAUGCAGGCCGAUGCAAAGGAUUGUGGGAGGAUUCUGAGGAGCACCUGUUCUACAUGGAUGCGACAGAGGAGGGGAACGUAGCCAGGUUCCUAAAUGUAGCACAGCUGCCAGCCCAACCUCUUUGUCCAGAACGUCUUUGUUGAGUCUCACAACCGCACCUACCCCACCGUGGCCUUCUUCACUAGCAGAGAGGUGAAGGCAGGGACGGAGCUGACCUGGAAGUAUUCCUAUAAGCCGGGGAGCCUACCGGAGCAGGAAGUGCCCUGCCAGUGCGGGAGUGAGAGCUGUCAAGGUGCCAUCAUCUGACAAGCUGCAGCAGUCACGG
Brienomyrus brachyistius is the source of this 2774-nucleotide messenger RNA. RefSeq names its product SET domain bifurcated histone lysine methyltransferase 2 (gene setdb2). Gene Ontology annotation, biological process: heterochromatin organization; negative regulation of gene expression. NCBI's taxonomy places the organism in Eukaryota, Metazoa, Chordata, Actinopteri, Osteoglossiformes, Mormyridae. Gene Ontology annotation, molecular function: protein binding; zinc ion binding; histone H3K9 methyltransferase activity. The record is from RefSeq and is a predicted model, not a curated record. Gene Ontology annotation, cellular component: nucleus. The transcript is spliced from 10 exons. The coding region runs from base 913 to 2592 and encodes 559 amino acids.